GGACUAUUUGAAUGGGGGGUGUGUGCGUGCCUUGGACUGUUUGAAUGUGACAGGCUCCAAAUAAUGGAGCCUUGUUGAGUAAAAUAGCAGUAAUAAUAGCAAUGAUGAUGGUUGACUCAGGAAAAGGUAGAGACAAGUGCAGUUUCUCUGCUCUCUUCAUCAUUCUUCCUUGUUCCCCAGUUACUGCUUCCCCCAGUCUGUGAGUGCACCCCUCUGCUGUGGUUUGCCUGCCCCGUCUCAAAGAGGUUGCUUUUCUAGCUCAUGAGUAAAUAUUGACCUACUUGGGUUUCAGAUGCCUGCCCCUCGAAACUCCUGCUGGGCUAGAUAAACACACAGGGAUAACAUCUCUUGAGAAUCAGAGCUGCUUUUGGACAGGCUAAAAUGCAGUUGACCCCCUCACUGAGUCCGUGCAAUGGUCAGUGCUGUUCUGCCUCCCCGGGAUGGUGGCAGACAAAGGCAGGGCACUGGCCCCUGCCCUCCCUCUAGGAGCUUGUGGUCCAGUUGGGGAGCUAGGACUCAUAUACUGGGAAUGCUUGGAGGUUGUGUGCAAGACAGCUGCAAGGAUCCUGAAUAAGGAUUCUUGCCUGAGUAGGUGGCCCUCUGUGACCACAAGAUCCCUUCCCUUUCUCUGGUUUUAAGUGGAAUUCAGUCAAGUGCCAAAAUGUUUGCUGAAGACAAUGGGCAAUACGGUUUAGCAGGAAAGAGAGCUUGGCCAAUGCUCUGUGGGGAGGAGAUGAAAACAGGGAUGGGCUGUGGGGGACAAGGCUGGGAGGAGUUACUGUGGUUUGUUAAUCCACUGGUAUGCAUCUCCCUGACAUGUCCCUGGACCUGCUCCUGGACCUCCAGCUCUCGCUAGGGCCUUCUGCCCUGAGUCUCUCUCAGUUGCAUGCAUCCAAAGCCCAGUUCCUUUCUUGCUUGUAUCCUGUGCUUUCUUCCUCUCUCCUGUCCUCUCAACCUCCCCUGGCUUGGACCCUGCACCUCCCUUCCCAGUCCUCUGAAAUGAGCUUGAUUAUUUUGUCAGGAGAGGCUGCUGCCCAGGCUGGGAAAUCCAUGAGUUGGUCUUGUCUCAGUGAGUUGGAUCCUAGUGAAGAUCCAGGCCAGCUGGAAGGCUGGAGACCAGAGGCCAGGAAGGCUGAGGUUCCCAGGCAGACAGGGAAUCAACUUCGAGCAUUAAUGUGGAUGUAGGGUCAAGCCAUGAGGCAGAACUGGCCUGACCAGUCAGAGGCCCAGGGAGGGAGAUCUGAUCUCAGUUUGUGUCUGUGUGUGUCUGUGGGGUUAAGCAGAGGUUAUGACGUGUGGUGGUCCCAAAUUACCUUUCUAGCUCUGUAGGGUAGAUCUCCUCCCUGUCUGGCUUCUAGCCAAGUAGCUUGGUUCCCUGUUCUUUGCUGCCUCCUUAGGCCAAUGGGAAGCCAUGAGGCAGGCAUACAUUGGGUAGAGGCCAUCCUAGAGCAGGUGGGAAAAGUGUCUGCUUUGUGGGAGGCUGGGGUCCUGGGAAGGUCCCAUCCUGAGGCACUUUAGAGUAAGCUGAGAUGCUUGAAGCCAAGGCUGACCCAGGACCUACCUUGAUGGCCAAGGAGAGGAGCCUGUGAGACCAAGGCAGGGAAUGAGUUGGAACGGUGCCAGCGGCAGGCGGAGGAGGUGACGGAAAUCAUGCUCAACAACUUCGACAAGGUCCUGGAACGCGAUGGGAAACUGGCGGAGCUGGAGCAGCGUUCAGACCAACUCCUGGACAUGAGCUCAGCCUUCAGCAAGACAACCAAGACCCUGGCCCAGAAGAAGCGCUGGGAGAACAUCCGUUGCCGGAUCUGCUUGGGGCUGGUGGUGGGCUUUGUCCUGCUCAUCAUCCUGAUUGUGCUGCUGGCCGUCUUUCUCCCACAGACAAGCAAGGACAACAGUGUCCCACAGGCCCAGGACACAGGCAUUAUCUCAAGGCCUGGGGACUGACCCAGCUUGGCCUGGAGGAGAGGUCGAAUGACCGCACUGGCUGGUUCUAGUCUCCAGAGAACCCUGGCGUUUGCUCCCAUCUGAGCCACCCCAGUGAGUGCUGAAGGGCAGCCCCAAUGUGUCCACCUUUGCAUCUCCUAUCAUGCCACAGACUGGCCCUUGAGGGCAGCCUGCUGCACUGGCCAUGCCAGGCCAGCCUCACCUGGAGCUCAGUAAAAGCUGCUGUUUGGUUAAAA
Molecule: messenger RNA, 2180 nt
Organism: Equus caballus (horse)
Lineage: Eukaryota; Metazoa; Chordata; Mammalia; Perissodactyla; Equidae
Source: RefSeq, a predicted model, not a curated record